AAUGAUUUUUUUUUUUUUUUCUUCCUCUAUCCGUUUUUUUUUUUAACUUUGAAAAAUAUCUAGAAACUUGAUAACGUUCACAUCAUCUCACAUGUAUUCUCUCCUUCAAUGUCUACACCUCUUCAAACCAAGUACACUCUAUCUCCCAUCACAAACAACAUCCCAAGAACAAGAAGCCACCGUCCAUGGCUUCUCCAUAUACGUGUCACCUGCUUGCUUACCCCCACCACCAACUCUCAGCCUACCCAUGAGACGAAGCUUGUUGUUAAACAACGUCUUGUGAAUCCUGCUCUCUCAACCGAUCCCAAUCUACAAUCCACAUGGACUCACCGGCUAUGGGUUGCAGCUGGCUGCACUACCGUGUUUGCCUCUUUUGCCAAAUCCAUCAUUGGAGCGUUUGGUUCUAAUCUCUGGUUCGAACCAGCUUUAGCCGGUUUUGCCGGGUACAUCAUAGCAGAUCUAGGCUCUGGUGUGUACCACUGGGCCACAGAUAACUACGGUGACUCCUCAACGCCUCUAGUAGGAACCCAUAUCGAAGAUUCUCAAGAUCACCACAAGUGGCCUUGGACAAUCACCAAACGGCAAUUUGCAAACAACCUAUAUCUCCUGGCUCGAGGCACAACCUUGACAGUUCUCCCAAUAGAUCUUGCAUUUGAUGACCCUGUGUUUCAUGGCUUUGUAAGCACGUUUGCGUUUUGCGUAUUGUUUUGUCAGUUGUUCCAUGCUUGGGCUCAUGGAACCAAGAGCAAGCUUCCACCUCUUGUGGUGUGGUUGCAAGACAUUGGGCUGCUCGUUUCACGGACACGUCACGUGAAUCAUCACCGAGCACCGUAUAACAACAAUUACUGCGUGGUGAGUGGGGUGUGGAACAAGGUUUUGGAUGAAAGCAAUGUCUUUGAGGCAAUGGAGAUGGUGUUGUUUCUCCAACUUGGGGUGAGACCGAGGUCAUGGACCGAGCCAAACUCUGUAUGGACGGAAGAAACAGAGUUUAAUAGAUAAGAUAUUGAGUCUCAUCACUUAUGGGCAUACUCUCUUUACAUUAUUGCUUUUACCUGACAUUUUUGGAAGCAAAAGUUUUGUUUGUUUGUUUAGUUGUGUGGACCUAUCGACUCAAGAUUCUUUUUUUACUUUCAUAUUUCUUAAAAUUGUUGGAAAAAAAUAAAAUAAAUAAAGAUAUGUUAUAGUAUAAUGUAAUGGGAUUAUAGCCAAAACCAUGUUGAUGUAAAAUUGUUCUCA
This is a messenger RNA of Camelina sativa (false flax), 1236 nucleotides long. Lineage: Eukaryota; Viridiplantae; Streptophyta; Magnoliopsida; Brassicales; Brassicaceae. The record is from RefSeq and is a predicted model, not a curated record.